Messenger RNA from Wyeomyia smithii (pitcher-plant mosquito), 1293 nucleotides. RefSeq lists its product as uncharacterized. The transcript has a single exon. Bases 58 to 1179 code for a protein of 373 amino acids. Lineage: Eukaryota; Metazoa; Arthropoda; Insecta; Diptera; Culicidae. The record is from RefSeq and is a predicted model, not a curated record.
UAAUAGAGUGGGAGCUUAGUUACGAUUGGGACGUCCAUACGAGCAACGGCUGGAAAUAUGAAAAUGCAGUACGACUUGGAGGGUGCGGUUAUCCACCAGCCCAGGGAACAACAUUUCGGAGGAUGGAAGUUGAAGCUGAAAUUAGGCGCUUUGCUACUGGUUUCCUUGAUGGUCUGUUCGGCAGUGGUGACGAUCAUCUACCAGCGAUACUAUGAAAAACAAGUGGAUACUCAUUUCGAAGUUGUGGUUUAUGAUAGUGAUAUUCAGGAAGAAGUGCGGGAGGAGGAGUACGAAACAUCGUCAGAGAAUGUCAUGAAAGAAGAUACACUUUUGUCACUUUCUGGAGAAAAGGAGAUCAGUUCCAAUGAGGAGAAUCGUUCAAGUUUAGAUAAUCAAAAGAUUCAGGAGUUAGUUUCAACUCUAAUAUCAGCUCAUGAGUCUACGAAAGACGCAGAUUGGAAGCAAAGUACGGAGGAAGAUAAUUGGGUAUGGGAAGGUAGUGGAAUUGUAGGCAUCAGGUUCCGCUUCGAGGAUGGUAAAUUCAGCUUACCAAUACCGAUAAUGAAUGAGGAAACAAAGAUCUCUGAAAAAGAAAUCGAAAAUGACAAUCAAAAGGAAUUCGUGGAUAAUGAAAUUGCAGAAAUUGACAAAAAAAUUUCCAACUCCGCCAUUUUGAUCAAUCCACCGAUAAAUCCAGCAGAAGAUUUGGGCCUGGAAGCAGCGAUCAUGCAAUUUGAGCUCAAUGAGCAGGGCCUAUCGAUUAAGUUUGGCGAUAACGAGAAUGACCUGCAGGAACUUCGAAGCGACUCCGGGAUGGGAUGGUUAGCGCGAUUAAUGUUGCAGGAGCUGUUUCUGGCGACCAACAGUUUUGGAGAUACUGGUAACUGGGUAAAUUUAAGUGACAGCCAGGUGCCUGCGGUGAACACCGCCGAGGAGGUCUGGAGUUGGGAUUCAGAUAAUGGUCAGAUUGGAUUCAAGCUCCGAUACGAAGACGGUCAGUGGUCUUUCGAACCAGCGGUGCCGGAUAAAGAAUCGAAUGAAGGUGGUUUGGAUAGGAUUCUAGAUCAAAGCGAUUCCACGAAUGAGUCGAAAGAAGAAAUUGUAAAUUCUGUAAAAAAAUAUGCGAACCCUAAACUCAAUUUAGACAGUGAUGAUAGUGUUUUUGAGGUGUUGAAAUAAACAAAAGAAUAUAUUAAAAAGUUGUUGCGACCAAGAAGUGCGCACCACUAAAACAAGUGUGGUAGUGGUUUUGUAUAAGAAAUUAAAAUAUAUCGUUUUCCGUGUAUUAUUUAA